Messenger RNA from Phaedon cochleariae (mustard beetle), 2270 nucleotides. The record is from the annotation of a GenBank genome assembly. Lineage: Eukaryota; Metazoa; Arthropoda; Insecta; Coleoptera; Chrysomelidae.
GUGAACAAUCAAAAUCUUGUUUGGUGAAUCGAAGGAGAAAGUCAUGUGCAAUUUGAUUUAUAAAUUUUUUAGUGAUUGGUUGUUCACAUUUCAAAAAUGAGCUACUCUGAAAAAGUUACAGAUGAUACUGUUCAGAAUGAUCAUACCAAUGACAAUCUCAUAGAAACAUCUUCAAUAUCAAGUGUACCAGAAACUAGCACUGAUACAAGUUCUUCACAAAAAUGUGAGGAUGUAAAUGAAGAGACAUCCUCUGAUAAUGAAUCUCUAAGAAGUAAAGAUGUAGAAAGUGAGUCAAAUGAAAAGUUAACAGAUGUGUUAGCUUUUCACCAAAAAGUUAUAAAUGAGAAAAUCCAAACUAUAAAAUGUUUAGAGGAAAAACUGAUGAAAUCUGAAAGACUUGCAAAGGACUAUCAGUUGAAACUUGACCAAGCUUUGAAAGAAAAAGAUGCAGCAGUCAAGCAGAAAGAAAUGAUUGUAGUGAGCUUUGCAGUUGCUGAAAAAAAUGUUUUAAAAGAGAAGUACCAAAAGGAUCAAGCAGAAAAGAAGUACAAAGAAGCUCAUCGAGAAAAUGAGUUCCUGCAACACAAGGUCCAAACUAUGAUAUCUGAGAAAGGAAGAAUAUGUCAAAUGUUGGACAAUAAGUGCCAUGAAUAUAAAAAUGUUCAUCAGGAAUUAGAACAUAUGAAAGCUGAUUUGUCUUCACUGGAAACCAAGUUGAAGUGGUCCCAAAAUAGUUUAAAAUCAGAAAUUGAGAACCACAAGGAAACACAGACAAAACUGGAAAGUGCCAAUAUCAAAUUACUUGAAACCACAAACCUCAUUGAACAUACACAGAAAGAAGCUGAGGCAUCCAUAAAAUCCUACCAUCAUUCAGAAGAGAACAGAGCACAUACUUUAGACAAGCAAUUGCAAGGACAACAAGCUACUCUGAUUUUACUCAAACAUGAAAACAAGGAUAAAGAAGAGCAAUUGAAAAUCCUACAAAAUGAACUCCAAAGAUUGCAGAGCAAGCAGAAAGAGAUGAUCCUUGAAAACAAUGAUUUGUCUCUCAAAGUACAACAACUGGAAAAGGACAGAUCAGAAAGUGAACAGAAAUUGAGUGAGCUUAGGGGCUGUGCAGACCAGCAGAGACAAGACUCAGCUGACUUACAGUCUAAGACUGCACAAUUAGAACAGCUGAAACUACAGUUGAAACAUGAACAAGAUCAACUCAUGGCUUCAAAUGAACAAAUGGUAUUGUUGAAACAGAGGAAUGUGGAACUGGAAUCUGACAUGGAAACCUGUAGACAACGUGAGGCUGAGUUGCUUCUAUUUACUCAACAGUUGACAGAUAAGAAUGUUAGGCUUCAGUCAGAGUUCACAUCUAGGGAAACCAAAAUUCAGCAGCUCAGCUCUGAGUAUACAUCACUGAAGAGACAGAUUAAAGAAGCUGAAUCCAAGAUUUGUAUGUUGUCCAGUAAGUUGUCUGAUGAGGGACAAAGAUUCAAACAAGAAAAUGAUGAUCUCUCAAAUAAACUAGUUGAAGUAACAAAGGCUUAUGAUCAGUGCAAACAGCAAGUGACAGAUAUGAAAGGGGAAGAGACCCUCAUGAAGAGAAAGUAUGAAAUGUCUUUGAAGGAAAUGAACAAGGAAUUGCAUUACUGCCGUAGGAAGCUUGAUGAUUAUGAAAAACCAAGAAGUAAAUCCAGUAACAACAGUUCCAGUUCAUCAUUGAAUACUACUGAUUCAGCUGGCCUAGUGAAAACAGAUGUACAAAUAGACAAAGAGACACUCAUUGAACACAUUGUGAAUAUCCAAAAAGUGAGUGCCAAGAAGUCUGAUAAAAUAGACUUUCUAGAAGAACAUGUUAAUACUCUUGUGGCUGAUAUACAGAAGAAAACAAAGCUUCUUCAAAGCUAUAUUCUUAGAGAACAAUCUGGUGCUUUAACAUCUAACAAAAUGGACAGAAAUAAGGCGGACUUUUCUAAAUUUAAUGGUUUAAUGGCCUCUUUAUAUACAUCUCGUGUUACAGAUGAGAGUGUGACUUUGGAGUUGUCUCUUGAUGUUAAUAGGAAGCUUCAAGCUGUUCUGGAAGAUACAUUACUGAAAAAUAUCACUCUCAAAGAAAAUGUAGACACUCUUGCUUCAGAGAUUGACAGGAUGAACAAGAUGUUGAAACAAUGAAAUAUCCGAUUAGAUUCAAUAUUAAUGAAUGUUCUGAGAAUUGUACCCCAUAAUCCAUUUGAUUAAGUUGAAAACAAGACUGAAUUAUAUGUCACAGUGAGAUUGUU